Mercurialis annua (annual mercury) is the source of this 1680-nucleotide messenger RNA. RefSeq names its product cytochrome P450 77A1-like. NCBI's taxonomy places the organism in Eukaryota, Viridiplantae, Streptophyta, Magnoliopsida, Malpighiales, Euphorbiaceae. Gene Ontology annotation, molecular function: heme binding; oxidoreductase activity, acting on paired donors, with incorporation or reduction of molecular oxygen, NAD(P)H as one donor, and incorporation of one atom of oxygen; iron ion binding. The transcript has a single exon. Bases 56 to 1573 code for a protein of 505 amino acids. Gene Ontology annotation, cellular component: membrane. The record is from RefSeq and is a predicted model, not a curated record.
CCAACUCUUAUCAUAUAAUGCAUGUCAUAAAGUUUCCGAUCACCUCUCUUCAAUAAUGGAGAUUCUAGAUCUAUUCAUCUUCUCUCUAUCCUUCAUCUUCCUCGCCGUGUGGUGGCGCCGCUGUUUCUCCUCUUCCAAAUCCACCACCCUCCCACCCGGACCGCCAGGAUGGCCGCUUGUCGGAAAUUUAUUCCAGGUCCUCCUCCAGCGCCGUCACUUCAUCUUUAUAGUACGUGAAUUACGUAAAAAAUACGGUCCAAUCUUCACCAUGCAGAUGGGUCAACGUACACUUGUUAUAGUCACUAGCCCUGAGCUUAUCCAUGAAGCCCUAGUUCAAAAAGGUCCAGUUUUUGCCAGCCGGCCACCAGACUCACCGAUCCGGUUGGUGUUCAGCGUUGGAAAGUGUGCAGUCAACUCAGCUGAAUACGGUCCUCUCUGGCGAACGCUUCGCCGGAAUUUCGUCACCGAGUUGAUGAACCCGGUUAGGAUCAGGCAAUGCAGUUGGAUAAGAGAGUGGGCGAUGGAGAAUCACAUGAAGAGACUACAAAAUGAAGCGUUAGAACAAGGGUGCGUUGAUGUGAUGGAGAUCUGUAGAUUCACUGUCUGUAGCAUUCUUGUUUGCAUUUGCUUCGGAGCUAAAAUAUCGGAGGAUUGGAUCAGAGAGAUCGACAGUGUUACAAAAGAUGUCAUGCUUAUAACCACACCGCAGUUACCGGAUUUCUUGCCGAUUCUGACGCCGUUGUUUCGCCGGCAAAUGAAGAUAGCUAAAGAGCUAAGGAAGAAGCAAGUAGACUGUAUAAUUCCUCUUAUUAGGAACAGACGAGCUUAUAUAGAGAAGGGUGAAAAUCCUGACUCGUUGAUGGUGAGUCCAGUUGGUGCAGCUUAUGUUGACUCGCUAUUCGGGCUUGAGGCGCCGGGUCGUGGUCAGUUAGGAGACCAAGAGCUUGUAACACUCUGCACGGAGCUUUUUGUUGCCGGAAUUGACACUAGUACGAGUGUUCUUCAAUGGAUUUUUCUUGAGUUGGUUUUAAAUCAAGAUAUUCAAGAAAAAGUGUACAUGGAAAUUAUUGAUAGCGUAGGCAAAAAUGGGCUGAUCACUGAGGAAACUGUCGAGAAAUGGCCUUAUCUUAAUGCGGUGGUUAAAGAAUCUCUCCGGCUGCAUUCUCCGGCGCAUUUUACAUUAUCACAUGCUGCCACGGAGGAGACUGAGCUCGGAGGGUACAAGAUUCCGACGGAUGUUAAUGUUGAGUUUUACAUUGAGUGGAUGACUGAGGAUCCGAAUAUGUGGAAAGACCCGGAAGUGUUCCGACCCGAGAGAUUCUUGGAAGGUGAUGGAGUUGAUGUUGACCUGACCGGAACUAAGGGGACGGUGAAGAUGCUGCCGUUUGGGGCUGGGAGGAGGACUUGCCCCGGGUUAGCUCUUGGUUUGUUGCAUGUGAACUUGAUGCUAGCUAAGAUGGUUCAAGCUUUUAAGUGGGUACCAACUCCAAAUGGUACACCCGACCCGAGUGAGACAUUUGCAUUUACGGUUGUAAUGAAGAAUCCACUUAAAGCAGUCAUAUUGCCUAGGUGAAAGAAAUAAAUGCACCGAACAGGUGGAUGGAUUAUAUUUGUAAUUUAAUUUGUGUGGUGAAGAUUUUGAAUUAAUUAAUAUUUGCAAUAAAAAGUAUAGUUGCUUAA